UUCGGUUUUCCCAAUGAAAAAAAAGUCAGAAAAGAAAGGAUUGAGUUUUGACGAUGAGAACAUGCUCAUCGUUGUGUCUGAUCUAUUCAUCGCUGGGUCAGAAACGACCGCAAGAACUCUCCAGUGGGGAUUGCUCUACAUGAUGGCCUAUCCAGAGAUCCAAGAGAAAUGCCAGCAGGAAAUGGAUGCUGUUCUUGGGAACAAUGCAUGCUUGAAAUAUGAAGAUCGGGAAAGGUUGCCUUACACAAACGCCGUCAUUCAUGAAAUCCUCCGUUUUUCAAGUGUGGUGCCCUUGGGGGUAGAACAUGCCCCAAUCAAAGACAUGAUGCUUUCUCGAUAUAUAAUUCCCAAGGGAACUGCAAUGAUGAUUAAUCUUCACUCUAUCCAUCAUGAUGAGUCCCUCUGGAAGUCCCCAAAUAAAUUUGACCCUUCUCACUUUCUGAAUGAAGAGGGAGAGUUUGUGAAGCCAGAAGCCUUUUUAGCUUUUUCAGCAGGCCCAAGGGUUUGCUUAGGGGAGAAUCUGGCUCGGAUGGAGUUGUUCCUGUUCUUCACCAGCAUGCUGAGAAACUUCCAGGUCUCCUGGCCGGAUGAGUCAAGCGCGCCGGACUGCACACCCCAGUUUCACGGCGUCCUGGCUCCAUUGCCUUUUAAGGUGUCACUGAAGCAGCGCCAGCAAAAAUGAAUCGAGCAGGACGCCCUUAUCCAGAUGGAAGUGUUUCCAAGCCCCCACCCCACCAAUGCUGAUAAACACAGAUUAUAGAGAACACCAUUUUAAUAGCAGUCUCUGUGCAUAGCAUGGCCUCUGGCUGCCUCUAGUGGCUAGUUUUUGUAACUUCAUCUUUAGAAAUAUAGAUUUCUAGGGUUUUUCUUUUAAGAUUUUUAAGAUUUUCAAACCGUGAAGAAGUGAAUUAGUGAAUCCUGAUCCCGUGGAUAUGGGAGUUCUACUGUACACCUAGAAGAGAUCCAAAUCUUGUUCUCGAUCGAUCAGAGUUUAAGAACAUUAUAUAACAAUAAAUAAAGAAGAUCAGAAUUCGAGAAUAAAUAAAUGUAAAUAAAAUUCUCUAAUAAAAGAAGGAGGUGUUGGCAUAUAAAUAUCAAGCACAAAGUAGCAGUUAUUUUUGGAAUCCUAAGGUGGAAGAGGUCGAUCAGAUGAAUGUCAACUGAGCCACUGGUCAACAUUAUGCUGGAUUUUAUAUAUUGCCGCUGAAAAUAACAUACUUCUGUGUUUUUUCAAAUUUUGUACACUUUGCAAAGGCCCUUUGAAGCUCAGAAAGGAAAGGGAGGAUGAUGGUUUCCUGAGAUCUUGGGGAACACACACUUAGCCUUGAAUCCUGGAAGGCCCAACUUCAAGUUGACUUCAAUCAACUACUUGAUUAGUUAGUUGCUGUUUCUGUAAUUUUUUCUUGUAACGGUCCAAUUGUACUU
Pogona vitticeps (central bearded dragon) is the source of this 1425-nucleotide messenger RNA. The record is from RefSeq and is a predicted model, not a curated record. Lineage: Eukaryota; Metazoa; Chordata; Lepidosauria; Squamata; Agamidae.